GAAACAUUGGUUUAGAAAUUUUACAUGAAUUUUGUUUUACAAUUCAUUUCAUUAAUUGAUUAAUGAAUUAAUGAAUGAAUGAUUGGUUUUCGUCAUUGAAAUCAACAUUUGAUUGAUUUGUUGUUUUCGUUUCAAAUUGUGAUAAUAUUUUCGUUAAUUAAUUGCAAUUUAUUAUAAAUAUUAUUAUAUUUAUUGUAUAUAUUAUUAUAUGACCUAAACAUGGCUUACAAUGAGAGAGUAGAUCCGGAACUCAUAUUCACUAAACAGGAACGCAUAGGAAAGGGAUCUUUUGGUGAAGUGUUUAAAGGUGUGGACAAUCGGACGCAACAAGUGGUGGCCAUUAAGAUCAUUGAUCUCGAAGAAGCCGAGGAUGAGAUCGAAGACAUUCAACAAGAGAUUAUGGUUUUGUCUCAAUGUGACAGUCUUUUUGUGACCAAAUAUUUUGGAUCAUAUCUUAAAGGAACCAAAUUAUGGAUAAUAAUGGAGUAUUUGGGCGGCGGUUCUGCUCUGGAUUUGAUGAAAGCCGGACAUUUCGAAGAGAUGCACAUUGCGGUCAUUCUUCGGGAAGUGCUUAAAGGAUUAGAUUAUUUACAUUCCGAACGCAAACUGCAUCGAGAUAUUAAAGCGGCCAAUGUAUUGCUGUCAGAGAUGGGAGACGUAAAACUGGCCGACUUUGGGGUCGCCGGACAGUUGACUAACACUACCAGCAAAAGGAGUACAUUUGUCGGAACACCCUUUUGGAUGGCACCGGAAGUUAUCAAACAAUCCGCUUAUGACUCAAAGGCCGACAUUUGGUCGUUGGGUAUAACGGCUAUAGAGUUGGCCAAAGGCGAGCCCCCGAACUCUGAUUUGCAUCCAAUGCGAGUCCUUUUCCUGAUCCCGAAGAACAAUCCGCCGCAACUGACCGGCAAUUAUAGCAAACAAUUUAAAGAGUUUGUCGAGUCGUGUCUUAACAAAGAUCCUGAAAACCGGCCGUCCGCUAAAGAGUUACUCAAAUUUCCGUUCAUUCGUAAAGCGAAGAAGAAUUCAUAUUUAGUUGAUUUAAUUGAAAGAUAUAAGCGCUGGAAAGCCGCCGGUGGCGGACAUAGCGAUAGUGAUUCAGAGGCUUCCGAUUCUGAUGAGUCCAAAGGAACUUCAAGUGUUGAUAGUUUAAUAUGGGAUUUAACAAUACGACCACAACAUAACCCGCAGGCGCUCAACAAAUUGUAUUCGGAAUCUAUUUCUGAUCCCAAAAUGAAAGAAAACGACGAAAUAGUGUUAACUCGAGAAUUAACUAAAGCGUCGGUCACUCCUAAGAAGAGCAGUCACUCUAACGGAGACUCAAAAUUUGUGGCCGAAGUGACACCAAAACAAACGCCUCAAUACAGGACUCCAGACAAACAACAGCCGAUUAGCGAACAAAAGACGACACCUAAGACUUCUUCAAACGUUAAGACGACAGGAAAUCAAUUGAUAGAAAAAGGGAACAAUUCGUCGGUUAUAACGAAAUCGGUUACAAAACAGAAAGAAGAGAAACACGCAAAUGAAAGGACACACAAUCGGUCCGAAAACGAGAGUUUAGUUAACAGUCAAAUUCACGAACACAAGAGUAAACUGAUGGCCAGUUCUGCCGUCGCAGACAUUAGAGAUCGUGAACUGAGGACUUCGAAUCACACGAGCAGUAGUUCGUCGACGAGUGGUUCCCGAAUACAAAAGCCUCGCAAUAGUAGUGACAAAGAGAGUGCAGUGACCAGCAAAUCGAGUCCCAUAUCAAUGCCAAACAUAGCCCAAAGUGCUAUUAUUCCUGUCCUCAAUGAGAUCGCUCAGCGCUAUAAACGACAGAGCGUUGAUCUCAAUAACUCCAAAUCCAAUGCCAUCGAAGACCUAAAGCUAGCGUUUGAGUGCGCGGAGGGCUCGUGUGCCGGAGUCAGCGAUUACUUUGUUAAAGAGAUUGUUGUCAACUUAACGGGUCGACCACUGGUGAACGCAGUGCCUCAACAGCCACACCAUCAUCAUUAUCAACACUAUUCGCAACACUCACCACAUCAUCACCAGAACCAGAGGAAUAAUGUCAACUCCAAAUACGAGCACUCGACGCCAUACCGAUUGAAUGCCAAUUCCAGUUGAAGUGUCGACAUAUAUAGAACUUAAGGCAACUAUUUUUGAUGCUUUUUCGUUGACCACCUCUGGUCUCAAGUCUUCUCUCCGUUUAUUAUAAUUAUAUAUUAUUAAUGAAAAUGAAUAACAUUUAAAAAAGAAGAAA
Medioppia subpectinata is the source of this 2242-nucleotide messenger RNA. The record is from the annotation of a GenBank genome assembly. NCBI's taxonomy places the organism in Eukaryota, Metazoa, Arthropoda, Arachnida, Sarcoptiformes, Oppiidae.